AUGAAGUGGACUGAUAAUGUGGUUAGGCUUCUUAUAGCUAUUGUUGCUUGCGUGGGUGAUGAUGGUACGCUUGAAAGUGGCGAGGGGCUUAAGAGGAAAUCUGGGAUUUUACAGAAGAAGGGUAAGUGGAAGACUGUAUCGAAAAUAAUGAUUAGUAAAGGUUGUCACGUGUCUCCUCAGCAGUGUGAGGACAAGUUUAAUGACUUGAACAAGAGGUAUAAGAGGUUGAAUGAUAUUCUUGGGAGGGGAAACUAG
Messenger RNA from Prunus armeniaca (apricot), 255 nucleotides. NCBI's taxonomy places the organism in Eukaryota, Viridiplantae, Streptophyta, Magnoliopsida, Rosales, Rosaceae. The record is from the annotation of a GenBank genome assembly.